Haemonchus placei is the source of this 1119-nucleotide messenger RNA. Lineage: Eukaryota; Metazoa; Nematoda; Chromadorea; Rhabditida; Trichostrongylidae. The record is from the annotation of a GenBank genome assembly.
AUGUUCACGAGUCGCUUCAACGCUAUUCGCCCAGAACCCAUGUGCAGCAUUUGUGGCGAGGCCGGGGCCAUACCAGAUCAUUUCUUCUGUAUAAGAUGUCUUCCGAUGGUAAUCGACGUGGCCGAUGUUGUCUUUAGCGAUGCCCUCACUCGCAAGGGAGGAGAACGGCUUUGCAGCAGUUGUCGUGCUGAUCUGAAACCGGUUCUCAUGUCAAAACUCCUUGACAACUUCUUUCAAACGUUUCGUCCUGACUUUGAAAACGGCCGCGUCACAUCGCCCACCCCGGUGUCGCUGACUAUUAUUAAGUGUAUUAUGGAGCUUUUGGGCGAAUUUGUCGAAGAAAUCGAAGAAAUGAUUGGAAAAUGUGGACACUUGGCUAUGGUUGGAGAAGAACGCGACAAAGAGACUGAAAAAAGUGCUUCUGAAAAGGAUGGAGAGCAAGGAGAAGAAGAGAUGGUAGUAAAUGUUGCCUCUGAGGAUGGCGAUGAAGACGAAGAAGUUGGAGAAAAUGUUCUCGCCGAAGACGGAGAUGGGGACGGAGAAGAGAACGCACGUGAAGCUCCCGAGGAGGAUGGAAAAGAAAGCGGAAAAGCGCUCGCAGAAAAUGUUUCCACUAUGGAAUUCGAAGAAAACGAAGAAGUGGGGGAAGGGGACGGAGACGAAGGUUUCGCCAAGGGUGAAGAAGUAGGCAAAAAAGACGUAGGAAAUGAAAAUAACCUUCCCUCUAUGGAUGGAGAAGAAAACGGAGAGGAGGAUGAAGAUGAGGUUUUCGCCAAGGGUGGAGAAGAAGGAGUAACAGAGGUUGUGGAAGAUGUGUUUGCCAAAUUAGUAGAAGAAGAACGUGGGAAAGCCACCAUUGAUAAUGCUUUCGCUAAGGAUGGUGGAGAAGGCGAAGGAGAGACCACCGAAUAUGCUCCCACCGAAGAUGGAAAAGAAGGUGAAAAAAGGAUGUGUGAUUAUAUUUUCGCUGAGCAUGAGAAAGAAGACGAGGAAGUAACCGGAGAGCCUAUUCUCGAUAAGAAUGAAGAAGACGAUGAAAAUAUGACGGGAGAUCAUGUUGUUGGGCAAUUGGAGGUGAAUCCGAAUGCUAAUGAGAACGACGGGAUAUAUGAUGAGUGA